AUUGGAGCGUUCGCUCAUUGGCUCCUUCAUUGAUGACCUAAAGUUCUUCCCGCUUCUUUCAACUUCCUUCUUCUUCUUCUUCUUCUUCUUCUUCAAGUCCGGCGAAGAAGAAAGCCAAAGUUGAGAUGACUACAACAACAACAACCCCAAACUGGCUCGAACUUCCCAGAGACCUAACUGCAAACAUUCUCCAAAGGCUUGGUGCUGUCGACAUUCUGACGAACGUUCGCAAUGUGUGUCCUUAUUGGUGGAACAUUUGCAAAGAUCCUUCUAUCUGGCGUGAAAUUCAUAUGGGAAAUUUUCAAUUUUACUUUGAAAGUUCUAAUCGUGUGACUCCUGAUCUUGAUGAUCGUUUGGUCAAGAUGUGUCAAUAUGCUGUUGACCUAAGUUCCGGUCAUUUGGAAAAAAUUCAUAUUUACAGAUUUGGUACUGAUAAUCUUCUCCGUUACAUCGCUGAUAGGGCAAGCCACUUAAGGUGCAUACAGCUUGAAUGCUGUGUGAGAAUUUCAGAUGAAGGAUGGUGCGAAGUUGCAAAGAAGUUUCCACUAUUAGAGGAGGUUGGCAUUUCACAUGGCUUCCAAUGUAAGAAAUCUCUUGAAGUUAUUGGCCAAAGUUGCCCUCUUUUGAAAUCGCUGACACUUUAUGGGAUGCCGUUAGGCGCCAUGUGGAAUGAUGAUGCGUUUGUUAUUGCAAACACAAUGCCUGGUUUACGCCAUCUUGAUAUUCGUGGAAACCGAUUAACUAAUGUUGGGUUGCUUGCCAUUCUUGAUGGUUGUCCUCUGCUUGAAUCUCUUAACAUUGAAGGAUGCGAUAAUCUGGAUAUCACUGAAAGCUUGAGGCAAAGGUUGAAUAGUCAAAUCAAAGAUUUACUAAUUUUGGAGGGCUGUCCAGACUCUUAUAAUAAUGUUCAACUCGAGUUUGCAUAUGAAGAUUCAAGUGAUAGUUCGUAUUUGGAAUAUGUUGAAAAGUUCGAUGACGAUGAUAAGGAGGAGGAGGAGGAGGAUGUGGAGGAGGAGGAGGAGAUAGAGGAUGAAGAGGAAGAGGAGGAGGAUGAGGUAGAGGCAGAGGAGGAAGAGGUGGAGGAGGAGGAAGAUGAUGAUGAUGAUGAUGAUGAUUAUUAUGAUGAUGAUGAUGAUGAUGAUGAUGGUGAUGAUUAUUAUGAUGAUGAUCAUGAUGAUGAUGAUGUUGAUGAUGAUGAUGAUUAUGAUGAUUAUGAUGAUGAUUCUGAUACUUAAUUUGGAAGUCAAAGCAAAGUCUUGUAGUGACUGGCGAGGAAGUUGUUAUUAUUCGUUUUUUGGCAUGUCUUAUUUUAAGUGGAAAUUUGGAUGGUUAUUAUCCUUGAAGAGACUUGGAUGUUAAUGUUGUUUUAAAGGAAUUUUGUGGAAGACAUUGGAUAACUUGGUCUUUUAUUUUUAUAUAAUGUAAAUGUACUUCAAUUUCCUAGGAAUCUUGUACCCGUGCUUUAUAGUUUAUCUUUUUUAGUUUUUUAACUGAAUGAUUAUGAAAGUUGUGUUUUAGUUCA
Trifolium pratense (red clover) is the source of this 1522-nucleotide messenger RNA. Its product is annotated as putative F-box/LRR-repeat protein 9. The coding region runs from base 126 to 1235 and encodes 369 amino acids. The transcript is spliced from 2 exons. NCBI's taxonomy places the organism in Eukaryota, Viridiplantae, Streptophyta, Magnoliopsida, Fabales, Fabaceae. The record is from RefSeq and is a predicted model, not a curated record. Gene Ontology annotation, molecular function: protein binding.